AUGGCCGCUACUAAGGGUGCGCCUCGCUCCGGCCUCAUUGUCGGCAUCAACCAUGGACACAAAACCACCCCCCGCGUCGCCAGCAAGCGCGUGAGCCGCAUGAAGGGUCGCUCUAGCAAGCGCACUGACUUCGUGCGCUCGCUCAUCAAGGAGGUUGCCGGUCUGGCUCCCUACGAGAAGCGCAUCGUCGAGUUGAUCCGCAACGGAAAGGACAAGCGCAGCCGAAAGCUCGCUAAGAAGAGACUGGGAACUUUCGGCCGUUCCAAGGCCAAGGUGGAGGAGCUGCAGCGGAUGAUCGCCGAGUCUCGUCGUGCUCACUAAAUCGUGUCGACGAGUGCUGCCCUCUGAUGGGUAUUACGCAUGGCCCAGGCGUUUGGCGCAGUAUACCCGAUGGGUGGAUCAAGAUGCUGGCUACGACCUACAUGUGGACGGCGAUGAAGCAGGCAGAACGCAUCCAGGCCUUCCUACGUGUGGAGUGAGCGGUACCAGAAGACUCGGGUCGCAGGGUUGCGAACACACAAAAAACGAGGAUGGCGAGAGGAAUUGACUUGAUGAGCCCGGGUAGAUGUCCAAACAACAAUUCUUUCUUCUGAAGUGUUGUCCGUCUUUGUCUUGAUGCAUGCAAGCCAU
Molecule: messenger RNA, 630 nt
Organism: Cryphonectria parasitica EP155
Lineage: Eukaryota; Fungi; Ascomycota; Sordariomycetes; Diaporthales; Cryphonectriaceae
Product: ribosomal protein L36e
Exons: 4
Coding region: 1-321 (106 amino acids)
Biological process (GO): cytoplasmic translation
Cellular component (GO): cytosolic large ribosomal subunit; ribosome
Molecular function (GO): structural constituent of ribosome
Source: RefSeq, a predicted model, not a curated record